This is a messenger RNA of Olea europaea var. sylvestris, 1182 nucleotides long. Its product is annotated as zinc finger MYM-type protein 1-like. Lineage: Eukaryota; Viridiplantae; Streptophyta; Magnoliopsida; Lamiales; Oleaceae. The record is from RefSeq and is a predicted model, not a curated record. The transcript has 3 exons. Bases 1 to 1182 code for a protein of 393 amino acids.
AUGGAACAUUGUCAAUCAUCUGGUGCUAAGAAGCGAAAAACAUUGUUCUCCUUCUUAGAAAAGGUUGGUGAAUCUACCACAAGUACGCAUUAUGAGGUUGUUAUAGUUGAAGUGAAUACUUCAGCUCAUCAUCCUCCAAUUUCAUCUCCUCAAUUUGACCCUAAUUUGUCUCCACAACCUAGUUUACAACCAUCUAUUUUGAUCGAAAGGGACCCUGAAAAAAGGAAGCACAUUAGUGAACAUCCUAUUAAUUUAAAAGAUGAGAUUAGAUGGGUUUAUCUACGAGCAGGGCCUUAUCAACCAAUUUUGUUGAAUUAUCAGAAUUCGGCAUUGGUCACAGAUGGAUUUAACAAUUGGAAGAGGGUUAACCAAGGAGACGAAUGUGCAUUUCUUACUCACAUAAGUUCAACACCUUCAUCAUUUCAUAAUAUGUUUGUAAGAAGAGCUGAAGAUUUAAUGAAACCAUCAGGACAUAUUGAUAAAGUGAUGAAUGCUAUAACAAGAGAAGAAGUUUUAAAAAAUCGACUACGUCUGAAGACUACAAUUUUAAGUGUAAAGUGGCUACCACUUCAAGGUUGUGCUUUCAAAGGUCAUGACGAAUCUUCGUCAUUGUUGAACCGUGGAAAUUUUAUUGAAUUGAUGAAAGCUUUUGCAAAAAUGAAUAUAGAAAUUGGAGAAGUUGUAUUGGAUAAAGCUCCUCAAGAUGCUACGUACACUAUUCCAAAUGUUCAGAAAGAAAUUUUGCACAUUAUGGCUAACAGAGUGCGACAGAUGAUUCAUGAGGAGCUUGGAGAAAAUUGUUUUUGUAUUCUCGUUAAUGAAGCGCAAGACGAAUCUAAAAGAGAACAAAUGGCCAUUAUCUUGCGAUUUGUGAACAAUGAUGGAAUUAGAAUAGAAUGUUUCUUUACGAUCAAAAGCGUUAAAAAAAUUAGAGGGCAAGGCUAUGAUGGUGCUAGCAAUAUGCGUGGUACGCGGAACAGACUUCGAGCGUUAUUUUUUAAAGAAUGUCCAUAUGCUUACUAUAUCCAAUGUUUUGCCCACCGACUACAACUGACAUUGGUUCCUGUAGCCAAGUAUGUGAUUUGCAUUUGGAAAUUCUUUUCUUUUUUGGACAAUAUUGUUAAUAUUAUUACUUCUUCUCCUAAGCUCAUUAAUGCGUUACAAACUGCUCAAAGAAGGUAG